Molecule: messenger RNA, 1902 nt
Organism: Phragmites australis (common reed)
Lineage: Eukaryota; Viridiplantae; Streptophyta; Magnoliopsida; Poales; Poaceae
Product: berberine bridge enzyme-like D-2
Exons: 1
Coding region: 76-1737 (553 amino acids)
Molecular function (GO): FAD binding; oxidoreductase activity
Source: RefSeq, a predicted model, not a curated record
GUAUAUAAAUUCCCACACGCUCGUCACUCUUCCACACUAGCUAGCUCCUCUAGCUCGGUCUUGAUCUUCUGCACCAUGGCCGCGCUAAUCCUGUUCUCUCUUGUGCUCCACCUCUUCGCCGUGCAAGCAAGCAGCGAUGGCGAUGAUGCGAGCUUCACGGCGUGCCUCGCGGCAGCCGGCGUGCGCAACGUGACGACGCGCCAGUCCCCUGCGUACGACGCCGCGCUGCGCCUCUCCAUCGCGAACCUCCGGUUCGCGGGCGCCGGCGCUCCGAAGCCCGCCGCCAUCGUCGUCCCGGCGUCCUUGGAUGAGCUCCGCGCCGCCGUGCGGUGCGCGCGGGGGGCGGGGCUCGUGUUGCGCCUCCGCAGCGGCGGCCACAGCUACGAGGGCCUCUCGUACACCACGGAGGACCGCGCCGCCUUCGCCGUUGUCGACCUCGCCGCGCUCGAUCGCGUCCGCGUCGACGCCGCUGGCUCGCGCACAGCGUGGGUCGAGUCCGGCGCCACGCUCGGUCAAGUGUACCACGCCGUCGCCGAGUCCAGCCCGACACUCGCGUUCUCGGCUGGGUCGUGCCCGACGGUCGGCUCCGGCGGCCACAUCGGCGGCGGCGGGUUCGGGCUGCUGUCCCGCAAGUACGGGCUCGCCGGCGACAACGUGAUCGACGCCGUUCUGGUCGACGCCGACGGCCGCGUCCUGGACCGAGCCGAAAUGGGGGAGGACGUGUUCUGGGCCAUCCGCGGCGGAGGCGGCGGCACCUGGGGCGCCGUCUACGCCUGGCGCAUUCAGCUCGUGCCGGUUCCCGAGCGCGUCACCACGUUCAUCGUCAACCGGCCAGGGACCAUCGAGUCGGUGGCCCGGCUUGUCUCGACGUGGCAGCACGUCGCGCCGUGGCUUCCCGACGACUUCUUCGUCUCGGCGUUCGUCGGAGCCGGCUUGCCGGAGUUGAACCGGACCGGCAUCUCCGUCACGUUCAAAGGUCUGUACGUCGGACCGAGCCACGAAGCGGUCCAGAUACUGGCCGAAAGGUUCCCCGAGAUCGGGUUGUCGGAUCUGAACCCGAGAGAGAUGAGCUGGAUCGAAUCCGCCUUGUUCUUCUCGGGUCUACCCCAAGGAAGCUCGGUUUCGGAUCUCGCGGACCGGGUGCUCCACAAGAAGAACUACUUCAAGGCCAAGUCGGACUACGUGCGCCGUCCGACGCCCUUCAAUCACCUGAUCAGAGCCGUUGGCCUCCUGUCCAAGGAGCCCAAGGCAUAUGUUAUCUUGGACCCAUAUGGCGGCGCCAUGGAUCGGAUCGGGUCUACUGAUCUACCGUUCCCGCAUCGCAAAGGCAACAUCCACGGCAUACAAUACCUGAUCGAAUGGACGACUGCUGAUGACAGAAACAGGGAGGAGUACAUGGAUUGGUUGAGGCGAUUCUACGACUCCAUGGCAGCAUAUGUGGCGAACAAUCCACGAACUGCCUAUAUAAACUACAUGGAUCUUGAUCUAGGCACCAACAACUGGUCUGGUCAUCUCCAUCUGAUCGAGUCCCCUAACACUAAUCCUAACCCAGAGGUUGAGGCGGCACGAGUAUGGGGCGAGAGGUACUUCUUGAGCAACUACGAUCGGCUCGUUCGCGCGAAGACGAUGAUCGACCCGGAGAACGUGUUCCGCAAUGCGCAGAGCAUCCCGCCAACCAAGAGUCCACGUGGCAUCUCACCCAAGGUCGCUGCCAAUGUGAGCACAUACGAUAGCUAGAGCAAAGGAUCAUGCACAUAGAUGCAUACAAAUACAAAUGUGGCUGUUGCGUUUUCAUUUUGGGCGUGUUGUGUUGUGUUGCUUUCACGGUGCCGUCCGAGAAGGGCGAUUUGCAUUUCUUUUGUUGGAGAAAGGUGCCGUCCGAGGAGGGUUGGUAUUUGGUCA